Molecule: messenger RNA, 2445 nt
Organism: Penicillium waksmanii
Lineage: Eukaryota; Fungi; Ascomycota; Eurotiomycetes; Eurotiales; Aspergillaceae
Exons: 2
Coding region: 1-2445 (814 amino acids)
Biological process (GO): chromatin remodeling
Cellular component (GO): Swr1 complex
Molecular function (GO): ATP-dependent H2AZ histone chaperone activity
Source: RefSeq, a predicted model, not a curated record
AUGGCCGAGAAGCGCAAGUUGCCACCGCGCGGCGGGCGCGAGCCCGCGGCCAAACGACGAGUCUCCGAAGCCGUCACAGCAACACCCCAGUCGCAAAAGAAAAGGGCGCCGACGCCUCGCGCUCCAUCUCCACCUCCACCGCCACCGGAGCCAGUCGAACCGCCAUUGCCUACAAAAGUGAAGGAUGCGGAAGUCUUGCCGGUCACGCGCGUGCGCCAACCUGACACCUUAUCGGACAAGGAGUAUCAAUCCAUCGCAGAAAGCGGUGUUCUUCUCAUAUCCUUGGAACGAUCAAAGAAGAAGUGGCUUAGCGAAGGAAUCUUGGUGAGAUACUACACGAAACCGAAGAAGACGAAACGUGAACAAAUCGAGAAGAACAACCCCCCGAAAGAAUCCAUGACCAGAAUUGGGCCCUGCGAUGUCACCAUCGGACCCCAUCUAUUUGACGCGAUGAUAUAUACCGUGAAAGACCCCACUGCACCGCCGCAGAUCCAAUAUGCACCUCCGCAGCGGCCCAUGGUCCAUUAUGGACACCCAAACUCAUUCCAACAAUACCAACCAUAUCCAAAUCAACAAAAACGUCCCCCCUACCCUUCCACUCCGACUGGUCGACCUGCGCAAGGAUAUCCGGGAAACCACCAACCGCCUAGUCAGCAACGUGGCCCACAACCUCCCCCAAAUCAACCGGGACCGCGGCCUCCACAGACACAAAAUGGCCAGCCCGGGCAACCCGCAAAGCCAAGUCCAGAUCCUGUCAUUCAGAUGCUUGCUACUAGGGCGGCAGCAGAUCCUGAACUCAAGGCUCUGAUGCGAGUGGUCGCUUCCAGCCAGGCUUCACAGGACCAACUACGCGCUUUCCAGGCUCACAUCGAUGAGCUCAAUGCGAUUAUCAAGGCGAGAGAGCAGCAGGAACAAAGACAGCAAGGUUCGAUUGGUACGCAAGGACGACCGCAAGCGGCAGCGGCGCAACCGGCAACGCCCGCUACACCCGCAUCUCAAAACAAGCCUACCCCAGCGCUGCCCAACUCCCAACCCAAGCCUGCUGCGGAAGCAAAUGCACUACCUCAGGCACAAACACCCAAACCACAACCACCUGCUCCAUCCCAAACUCCGUCGAAAGAGUCCCAGCAAAUACCCUCUGCCUCCAAAGCACCAGUGCCGAUCACCACAACUACACCCAAGCCUGCAUCCGAAGGGACACCGCAGGCUAGUACCGAGCCCCAGAAACCAGACCAACAUGAAAAUGCCCAAGCCGCCAAUGCUUCCCAAGCCCCAGCUGCCACACCUGUGGUGAAACAAGAACCGGUUGCAACGGGAUCGAGUAAUCUUCAAGCUACCCCUGCGGGGUCAGCACAACCACCGCCUGCAGCAUCUACUACUCCAUCUGUUACCCAAACCCCGACCCCCAGUUCUGCUUUGGUAGGGACACCUCAACAACAAACCCCCACAGCUCGCCCUCAACCUCCUGCAAACUACCAGCAACCGCCACGUGCGGGACCGCCAUACCCACCCCAUCAACAGACGCCGUACACUCCCGGUGGAGCCCAGGCCGCUCUUCAGUCACGGCCGCCUCAAUAUGGAUCGCCCACGCCUUAUUAUCGUCCACCAGGACCACCCCCGCCCCCGGCGCGCGUUGGUUAUAAGUCUGUCGUGUUUGAGUUCACAUCGCCCUUGACUCCCUACGGAAGCAGUACCUCAGGUCACGCUGGAUCUGGUGAUCGCUAUCUCUUCCCGGAACAUACAAUUCUUGAUUGGCUUCCAAAUGAAUGCACCGUUCUAGCUUCCUUCCUAGUUGUUCGCAAGGUUGAUCCCAACACACCUUUCCCUAUCGAAUCUGCAACAGACAACACGACGAGCCGCAGCAAAGGAAAAGGGGCAUCCAAGUCCAAGUCCAAGAAGAAGAUAGAGAUCGACAAAGAUUCCAAAGACGUCCCUGGAACCCCGGCCCCUGCGGACACACCUCAGAAGCAAGAGCCCUCUGACACGCCGGAUGUCAAAGCCCAUGGCGCCUCAGCGGCGGAUACCUCCGGUACCCCCAAACAGCCCGCUGUGAACGAAGCGAACCUCAAAGAAUACUGGCAGCCAGUAACCUUCCGCAUUCAUGCUCCCAAUCCCAAGAUCCUCGAGCCACUGACUCGCGUUGUCAAACCGGCGGAGGAGGUGCGCAAGUACAUGAACGAAAUCAUGGACCGGGCGGAGCGCGCUCCGGAUGGAUUCCCUGCGUUGCGUUUGCCGCGUGAAGAGGCGCGUGAGGCAUUCGAGUCAGAAGGCACCCCAGCUUCGGGUACCAAUAGUGCUGCCGGUCGCAGUCGCCCUUCGCGGGCGGCCCCUAUCAAGACCGCAGAAGAGGAAUCGGAAGUUGAAAAUCCCGCGGAGGCCGAGGAGGAAGAGGAUCUUUUGGACUUCUACGGUGCGCCUAGUGGGCUUCCUCCUCUGCGUGUCUAA